Molecule: messenger RNA, 1032 nt
Organism: Papaver somniferum (opium poppy)
Lineage: Eukaryota; Viridiplantae; Streptophyta; Magnoliopsida; Ranunculales; Papaveraceae
Product: F-box protein At1g53790-like
Exons: 1
Coding region: 1-1032 (343 amino acids)
Molecular function (GO): protein binding
Source: RefSeq, a predicted model, not a curated record
AUGGCCGGACAUGAUCCUCUUUAUAGUCUUCCCCAAGAAAUAUCAUUGAAUAUAUUUUCUAGGUUACCAGCUCAGUCGGUGUUAUAUUGCAAACAAGUAUGUAGAUCUUGGAGAAAAAUCUUACCAUAUUGUCAUCGUGCUAAUACAAAUUACUUUGCUCAUCAACAUGUAAAACAACAACAAGGUCAUGAUAUUCAUGCACUAGUACAACAAAAGCAGCAUAGGCCAGUUGAUCGUUAUCACUAUGGCUCCGAUUCUGGAACGAUGAUGAGUUUCGUGGCCUUUGAUAGUCACGCCCAAGCUCUCGGGUAUUUAGAAUACCACGGCAAGAGGGAUAAUUACCGCUUAAUCAAAAUCAAAUUUCCAGCAGAUAUAUGUGGAGUUGUGGGUUCAGAUAAUGGAUUGAUUUGCUUAACUGUCAAGACAAAAUACAAAGGCAUUCCUACACUCGAUUAUAGGACUCUAGACGAUCCCGAUGAACCUUUAUACACUUGUAAUCCCAUUACUAAAGAAUGCGUGACCCUUCCAGGAAAAUCGAUCAACAACACAAAAUGCGUUGGUGGUGUUUCCAUUGCGCACGGAUUUUGCUACCACCCUCUAUACACGCUUGGGAGUGGCAGGGGGUGGAGAAGCGCUGGAGAACUCAAUUGUUUCUUAAGGCCGAAAUAUCUCAGAGGUCCUCCAGGUGUUUGUGUUAAUGGGGCUCUUUAUUGGAUCUGUCAGGAAUCCGGGAGUAUUGUGGGUUUUGAUUUGGGAGAUGAGAAGUUCCACUUCCUCCCUGUACCAGUUGAGAUGCUUUAUAGAACCAGAAGAAUCUUUGUUAUGAGACGUUGUUUAUGUUACGAAUACUCCGAUGGCAGCUCGCUGGAAGUGUGGCUCUUAAGGAAAAAUAAGGAGGAGGAUAGUAGUAGUCACCACAUGAACGAACAGUAUUACAAGUCCUGGAUUUGGAAUAAAGAGUUCAAAAUACCAUUAGAAGAUGCAUAUUCAAGAAUUACUUACUCUUUUGAAAAUGGUUAUACUAAAAGGUGA